Molecule: messenger RNA, 2141 nt
Organism: Cryptomeria japonica (Japanese cedar)
Lineage: Eukaryota; Viridiplantae; Streptophyta; Pinopsida; Cupressales; Cupressaceae
Exons: 13
Coding region: 368-1759 (463 amino acids)
Source: RefSeq, a predicted model, not a curated record
GGAGGUAUGGGAAGAGAGAACUUGUUUGUUUUGUGAGAUGGGAGCAGUGGAGAUGGAAUGACACUUUCUUACUGAAUGCACAACGUAUGAUGAUAUUCAGGCUCAGUAUGAGAUCAUUUUAAAGGCCGACAACAUGCAUCAGUUAUUUGACGAGGAUAAGAUCAACCAAACGGCAAGCUCCCUGAUCAAGAUUCAUAACAAGAGAUCAGACAUGAAAAAUUAUAUUCAGAAGAUUUAAUGUUGUGUUUUUCUUGGUCCCAUAAACUAUUCAGUGUCGUAAACGUCAAUAAAAUCAUUCAUUCAUUCAUAUAAGUCUGCAGAGCAAAUUCUCAAAAAGCAUCAAUGAAUCCUGUUGUGUGAGCAAAAGAUGAUGGAAGGCAGUGUCACCGCUCGCGUUAGUUUUGCAUGGAGCGGGUGGAAAGCAGCGACAAGACGUAGUGGCACUGCUGCAUGUGGUAGGACUCGGGCUCGGGCUCAACUUCAACGUCAGCCUCAGCCUUUCUCUGAAGGUACGUGGAGGUCAAUCAAGAAUCUGCUGAAGAGUUGCCGGGGAUUAUCAGUGUGUCCCCAGGAUUCCCUGAAACAGGGGCAAUGGGUCAAGUUAAUAUGUGGUGCUAGUUUUGAGGAUGUUGCAGAUGUUAGAAAUCUCUCUCUCAUUUACACUCUGGCAGGCGUUGACUGCAUUGACUGUGCAGCAGAUGAUUCAGUUGUUACUGCAGUUAAUGAAGGUAUUGACAUGGCAGAACAGAUAUGUAUGUCAGGAGAUGCAGCUGAGAGGAUACCCUUGAGAAGGCCUUGGGUAAUGAUCAGUGUUAAUGAUGACACAGAUAUUCACUUCCGCAAAGCUCAAUUUGAUCCAGAAGAUUGUCCAAUUGAUUGUUCAAGACCAUGUGAAAGAGUUUGCCCUGCUGAUGCAAUUAAAUUUGAAAGCUCAAUUCAUUACAAUGAUGUGCCUCUUAAUUCUAGCUCUGCCAAGUUUCAGGCAGGAGUAAUUAGUGAACGUUGCUAUGGUUGUGGCCGUUGCCUCCCAGUUUGUCCAUAUGACAAAAUCAGAGAAAAUACAUAUGUUAGAACCAAUGCUGCUAUUACAGAGCUUCUCAGGAGAAGCGAUGUAGAUGCCAUAGAGAUACACACAAGUGCAGGGCAUCUUGAUUCAUUUAAGGAAUUAUGGAAUAAUCUAUCAAAUUUAGUGGAGCAACUGAAGCUUAUUGCAGUAAGUUUGCCUGAUUUAGGCGAUUCAACAAUUGAAACUUUGAAUGCCAUGUAUUUAAUCAUGAAGCCAUUUCUACGAUCUUACAAUCUUUGGCAGUUGGAUGGGCGUCCAAUGAGUGGAGACAUUGGGAAAGGUGCUACAAGGGAAGCUGUAGCUUUUGCUGCUCGCAUGGUUGAGAACAAAAACCGUCCUCCAGGUUUUCUUCAACUAGCUGGUGGUACAAACUCUUACACUAUUGAGGCCUUGAAAAGAAUUGACCUUUUCCAAACUACCUCAAUUCCAGAUUGUGCGAUGGAGAGUGCAAACAUAACUGUGCCCUUUGAAGCUGGAAAGCAAAUUUACACGGAUGCCCUUAUUGCAGGGGUGGCUUAUGGUGGAUAUGCACGGAAGGUUGUUGGCAGGGUUCUCCAUAAAAUGUAUGAUUCUGAAGACUCCAAUUUUGUGAGGUUACAUAUUGAACAAUAUCCUCAUUUUCUUCUUGAGGCACUGGAAGAGGCGCUUGCUUUAGUAGGGCCUAUGAAGUGUUAUGAUCUUCAUAAAGAAUAAAAAUCUCCAUAAAAUCUAUUCUAUUGUAGAGAGAUAUUGCUACAAAAAAUAGCAUGUCAGCAAUACAUUAUGAGUGAAUGGGAUAUAUAUUUUAGUGCAUGUACAAGAUUUUUCAACGAUCUCAAUAAUUGCUUGUAUAUUUUCAUCGUAUCAAAAACGUAUAGUAGUUUGAAAAAAAUGAUUCUGAAAAAUGGGUGACUGAGUACUGAAAUCAGGGGCUUAUAGCCAACAUCACGCAUGCAGGGUCAUGAUCAUGUUCUUGGUUUAGUUCCUACUUUCACAUUUUAUGCUUUUGAAAAAUAACCAACUCUAUUUGCAUGUGUUGCGGUUUAUGCUCUAAUUGAAUAUUCAAAUCUGAUUACAACUUUUUUUGCACCUUGAA